AUGUUCUGCUAUGUCGGCGUUAGUACGAACGUGAUAGAUCUCCGAGUUGUUCAAGGAUAUUUACCAGAUAUUACCUGUCCGGAUAUUGAGUAUCAAGAAUUUCUUGAACAGAUUUCUGAAGCCCUUAGUGCACGCUUUCACAAUCAAGGCUGUAUUGUCGAUAAACGAAACCUGAUCGAAGUUGCACUAGGGGAUUCCGAUGCAAAGAUUGGAAGCGGAAUGGAAACUGAGAUGUCCCUUGGACGAUAUGGCCUAGAAACACGCAACGAAGAGCGGAUGUACUUGCGAAUUCUGUUCUGA
Molecule: messenger RNA, 300 nt
Organism: Haemonchus placei
Lineage: Eukaryota; Metazoa; Nematoda; Chromadorea; Rhabditida; Trichostrongylidae
Source: the annotation of a GenBank genome assembly